CCGGUGUGCCGCCGUCUCAGAGGGGCUGCUGCAUGGAGGGCGUCCCCGAAUCAAGCUUUACCAUUUGGGGCGGUGCGUAGGGAGGAGGGAGAAGCGGGAAGAAGGCAGGGCCUCCCUUUGACCCCUCCCCAGCGCCCCCCUGUUGUUGGAGGCCACAGGCCUGCCCUACAGCUGGGCCCCGUCGUUGCUGUGUUUGGGCCGUGUUGGAGCGUCCCUCCAGAACACCUGCAGACUUGGUGACGAAUAAAAUGAGGGACUGGUGACCUUUGAGGAGGUGUCCUUGCAUUUCAUCAAGGAGGAAGAGAGCUCUGUACAAGGAGGUUAUGCGGGAGAUUAACGAGAUCGCAACCUCUCUGGACAAGGAUUCUUUCGCCCUUACUCAAUAGCUAUGGAAGGAGAUGUCUGGAGGGUCAAAGCUGAGGGAGAACCAUCAGAAGUAUCACUGGAAAAAUCUGAGGAGCAGGUGCAGGAACAGAAACGGAGGAGUCAAGAUGGAGCAAAGAGACAACAGGGGAGACAAACACAGAUGCCAGGAGAGGGUACUGAAUAUAAAAGUCAAUGGGAAACGGAAUUAAAGUAUGAAUGCUUGGAAUGUGAAAAGAGAUUUAAAGAUAGCUCAGAUCUUACUUCACAUCAAAGAGUGCAUACAGGAGGGAAACCAUAUAAAUGCUUGGAGUGUGGAAAGACCUUCAGUAGGAGUAGCAACCUUACUUUGCAUCACAGAACUCAUACAGGGGACAAACCUUACAAAUGCUUGCAGUGUGGAAAGAACUUCAGUCAUAGUAGCUCCCUUAGUAGACAUCAAAUAACUCAUACAGGGGACAAACCUUAUAAAUGCUUGGAGUGUGGUAAGUGCUUCAGUUACAGUGGCAGCCUUACUUUGCAUCACAGAAUUCAUACAGGGGACAAACCUUAUGAAUGCUUGGAGUGUGGAAAGAACUUCAGUCAGCAUUCCCACCUUACUUCACAUCAAAGAACUCAUACAGGGGACAAACCUUUUAAAUGCUUGGAGUGUGGAAAGAGCUUCCGUUAUAUUAGCAACCUUACUAUUCAUCAAAGAUGUCACACAGGGGACAAACCUUAUAGAUGCUUGGAGUGUGGAAAGAGCUUCAGUGAGAGUGGCACCCUUAGUAAACAUGAAAGAAUUCAUACUGGGGAGAAACCUUACAAAUGCUUGGAGUGUGGAAAGACCUUUAGUCGGAGAUGCAACCUUACUUUGCAUCAAAGAAGUCACACAGGGGACAAACCUUAUAAAUGCUUUGAGUGUGGAAAGACCUUCGGUCGGAGUAGCAACCUUACUUUGCAUCAUAGAAGUCAUACAGGGGAUAAACCUUAUAGAUGCUUGGAGUGUGGAAAGAGCUUCAACCAGCAUUGCCACCUUACUUCGCAUCAAAGAAGUCACACGGGGGACAAACCUUACAAAUGCUUGGUGUGUGGAAAGACCUUCAGUCGGAAUUACACUCUUACUAUGCAUCAAAGAAGUCACACAGAGGACAAUCCUUAUAUAUGCAUGGAGUGUGGAAAGAGCUUCAGUCAGCGUUUUCACUUUACUUCACAUCAAAGAACUCAUACAGGGAACAAAUCUUACAAAUGCUUGGAGUGUGGAAAGAGAUUCAGUCAGAAUAGCACCCUUACUUCACAUAAAAGAAUUCACACAGGGGACAAACCUUAUAAAUGCUUGGAGUGUGGAAGGACCUUCAGUCAGAGUGGCUCCCUUACUUUGCAUCAAAGAAGUCACACAGGGGACAAACCUUAUAAAUGCUUGGAGUGUGGAAAGAGGUUCAGUCUAAGUGGCACCCUUAGUAAACAUCAAACGACGCAUACAGGGCACAAACCUUAUAAAUGCAUGGAGUGUGGAAAGACCUUCAGUCUAAAUAGCAGCCUUACUUUGCAUCAAAGAAGUCACACAGAGGACAGACCUCAUAUAUGCUUGGAGUGUGGAAAGAACUUUCGUUCAAGUAGCAACCUUUGCACACAUACAAGAACUCAUACAGGGGACAAACCUUACAAAUGCUUGGUGUGUCAAAAGAGCUUCAGUCAGAGUAGCACCCUUAGUAGACAUGAAAGAAUUCAUACAGGGGACAAACCUUAUAAAUGCUUGGAGUGUGGAAAGACCUUUAGUGACAGUCGCAACCUUCGUACACAUGAAAGAACUCAUACAGGAGACAAACCUUAUAAAUGCUUGGAGUGUGGAAAGACCUUUAGUGACAGUAGCUACCUUCGUACACAUGAAAGAACUCAUACAAGAGAGAAACCUUAUAAAUGCUACGAGUGUGAAAAGAGCUUCAGUCAGAGUGGGACCCUUAGUAAACAUGAAAGAAUCCAUACGGGGGACAAACCUUAUAAAUGCUUGGAGUGUGGAAAGACCUUCAGUAGGGGUAGCAGUCUUACUUCGCAUCACAGAACUCAUACAGGGGACAAACCUUAUACAUGCUUGGAGUGUGGAAAGACCUUCAGUUAUAGUAGCAGUCUUACUUUGCAUCACAGAACUCAUACUGGGGACAAACCUUAUAAAUGCUUGGAGUGUGGAAAGAGCUUUAGUGACAGUGGCAACCUUCGUACACAUGAAAGAACUCAUACAGGAGACAAACCUUAUAAAUGCUUGGAGUGUGGAAAGACCUUCAGUGAGAAUGGCACCCUUCGUAAACAUGAAAGAACACACACAGGGGACAAACCUUAUAAAUGCUUGGAGUGUGGAAAGAGCUUCAGUCAGAGGUGCACCCUUUGUACACAUGAAAGAACACACACAGGGGACAAACAUUAUAAAUGUUUGGAGUGUGGAAAGACCUUCAGUCAGAGUGGCAACUUUGCUUUGCAUCAAAGAAGUCACACAGGGGACAAACCUAUUACAUGCUUGUAGUGUUGAAAGAGCUUUUGUUAGAAUGUUUCAGGCACAUCAAAUGGUCCGUACAAGGGAAGAGACGUAUAAAUGCUUUGAUUGUGGAAAAAGCUUUAAGCAGUGUUCAACUCUUCCUGUGCAUCAAAGGAUCCAUAUUGGGAAGCAGGGCUACUAUACCAUGUGUAUAGAUUUUCUGGGCUUCCUAUACUGUAUGUAGAUUGGGCCCUCUGCUGCACUUCUCAAAGACAAAUUUACAUAUAAUGUGGAUACACUUCAUGUCAAAUGGAAAUUUGUUACCCCUUUUGCAGUUGGGAGUGGAGCACCAAAAAUAAUCCAGAGGUCACACUCAAAGGUGAAUCUUUCCCAGUGAUUCCAUACUACAAAAAAGCAGAUAUUGUUUAUUUAUUUAUUGCAUUUUUAUACAGGCAUACCCCACUUUAACUUAUGCAGUGGGACCGGAGAGUGUCCUUUAAGCGAAAAUAACCUUUAAGUGAAGCAAUUGUCUUCACUUGUACUGCACGCAAUCACCACUAGAUGGCAGCAGCGUCAUGCCAAUAAAGUAUACGUUAUUGCGAAGCGUGCAAACAUUAAGUGGGGUAUGGGGAGAAAUGGAGCGUGUACGUUAUAGCGAGGCGAUGUUAAGCGAAGCAACAUUAAGCGGGGUAUGCCUGUACCACCUUUUCUCCAAGGAGCUCAAGCUGUCCCUGUGAUGUUCCUGUAUUAAUGUAAAUAUGGUAAGUGCUGUUUGUAUAGAAGAUACAUGGUAAGUGGAAUGAAAGAGGAGGGGGGAGUAAAUGAGCAGUAGAAUGCUGGAUGAUUGGCUGAGUGUUUGGAUGGCUGAGAGUAUAAAUGGAAGGAUGACAGUUGAAUCUGGGUGGACGUUAGUGGGUUGUUUUGGUGGAGUUUGGAGGUGGGUGUGAGUUGGUGUAUGUCAGGAGAGUGUGGAGAAAGAGGGAGGUGGAGUUCGGAUUAGUAAUAAGUCAAAUAUCACAGUAACAGAUGAAACCAUAAGCUUGUAGAUCAUUAUCAAAG
This is a messenger RNA of Rhineura floridana, 3871 nucleotides long. Its product is annotated as zinc finger protein 91-like. Gene Ontology annotation, molecular function: DNA-binding transcription factor activity, RNA polymerase II-specific; RNA polymerase II cis-regulatory region sequence-specific DNA binding. Gene Ontology annotation, biological process: regulation of transcription by RNA polymerase II. The coding region runs from base 389 to 2860 and encodes 823 amino acids. The transcript has 3 exons. The record is from RefSeq and is a predicted model, not a curated record. NCBI's taxonomy places the organism in Eukaryota, Metazoa, Chordata, Lepidosauria, Squamata, Rhineuridae.